CCGCCAAUGAAGACUGUCGCAAGGUUAUCAUGGCCGCGCUGUUUUAUAUUAUCAGUGUUUUGUGUUUGACCAGUGUUUGCGUUGCAAAUCACUGGUCUGUUUUUAAAUCAUCCCUCUACGGUUUAGUGGAAUGUAAGUGUUUUUUAUAGGUUAAGGGAGCAAAAUGUGAUGGGAGUAGUUAUGUUAGAGACAAGGAUUUUUCGGUAUCGUUAAACUUGGUGUUUGUAACGAAAAUGUUACGGUAUUCUUGGGAGAUAUUUAUAUGUAUCUAUGUUUUACUGUGCUAAUCAUAUUUUUAAAUAAUUUCAAUAAAGUGCAUCAUGAACUAAAAUCACUACUAGUUUUGAAUAAUACUAAAUUAAUUAACCGUAGUGUGUUCUUUAUAAUAAAUGAUAUUGUUGUGUUUAUAAUAUCUUUAUUUAAAUUUAAAAUCAAUGUUAAAUAUUUAACAUUGAAUAAACAGUUUGAUAUAGUCAAUAAAGCGCAAUGUUUAUCAAUAAGUUUAAAGACAGUGACAAAAAACAAUGUUUUUAUUUAUCACUGUCAUUUGUAUCGUAGUCUGUGAAGAUCAUGACCUCACUCUGUAUGUUUGAUUCACUAUUAUCGUUUUAUAUAUGUUUUUGUCCGUACAUAUGUUGCUAAACUCCUUAUUUACCACUGUGCCGAAUUUUAAUAAUUUUAUGUGUACAUUUUAGUGGGUGCUUCCCUGGAUGGUUUAGGUUCAGGGGUUGUAGGUUUAAGUAAAAUUCUAAUUGAGAAUUGGUCAAAAUGCGCCAGAGAAAUAUAAUUGGUCAAAAUGAAUCUGAUAAAUGCUUUAAAAGAAAACUUUGUCAUUCUAUUAUUAAAAAUAAUUGAAUUAACCAAGCCGUUUAAAUUAACCAUCGGAAUUGUCGAGGUAAACAAGACAAAAAUACGAACUUGCCUGUCGACGAUGUGCAGAUUUAUCUAUAUGAUUUUCAAAACCAAAUGAAUCUCACCUUCAAAAUUGGCGCUGCUUUGGAUGGCAUCACUUCUAAAUACAAUCUAGACGUAACUAGACGGCUAAUAUUUUAUGUACCUGGAUACAAAUCCCACAUAUACAAACCAAACGAGGAUUCAAUCAGGCAAGCAUUUAAAGACGUCCCAAAUGUAUACCUCAUAAUGAUAGAUCACUCUGCUUAUACAAACGGGCAGGGUGGCAAAGUGAAAAGCUACGAAAGGGCAGUGUCAUAUGCCUUUUAUAUAGGAAAGGCCUUAGGAGAGUUCCUUGCGGGACUCCACGAAAAGGGUUAUCCUUCUAAGAACAUUCACUGCGUAGGACACAGUCUUGGAGCUCAAAUGCUAGGAUACGCUGGUGUCGCGUACUAUAAUAAAACGUCAGAGAAAAUAUCCAGAAUCACCGGACUUGAUCCAGCUGGGCCUUGCUUCUCAAACGCUCUUAUAGAUGAGCAGAUACGGUCUGGUGUUGCAGAUUACGUGGAAGUAUACCAUUGUAACUCUGGAGGUUUGGGGACAACAUCUGUGUUGGCUGAUACGGAUUUCUUUUUUAAUAGAGGAAGGAAGCAGCCUAACUGCGAAGGCUCUAUUGUGCCAGGAUUUGGAGAGUACGAGGCUGCCAAAUGCAGUCAUAAGGCGUGCGUUCGGUUUUGGGCAGCGAGUGUAGGUCAUCCCGGAUGGUACUUAUCAUGGGCUUGUAAUUCUUACGACAGGUUCAAUUCUGGCAGUUGUUCUGCUAACGAAGUGACGUUAGCUGGGUAUUGGAACCCGGGGAAUGCGACUGGAGUGUUUUACAUAUCAACUGACGCUUAUGGUUUACAGUAAUUAUUUGUAGUUGCAUUAAUUGUUUUGGUAAUUUAAUAAAAGACUGUUUUAAA
Molecule: messenger RNA, 1853 nt
Organism: Chilo suppressalis (striped riceborer)
Lineage: Eukaryota; Metazoa; Arthropoda; Insecta; Lepidoptera; Crambidae
Source: the annotation of a GenBank genome assembly